AAGAGUGUCAAGGGAGUAAUCCGGCAGAUGAUCGACAGUGGAGAGCUGGGCAAGGAUUACUUGCAGAAAGCCCAAGAGAAGAGUCAUCAGUGGGUUAGGCCAGCUGCCCCAGGGAACGACCGGGACAACGACCGACGGAGGAAUAACCGGCCAAGGGAGCGGCAACCUGCCCCCGAAAAAGAACACAUCGGCAUGAUCUUCGGCGGACCCGAGGGUGGAGAUUCAGCCGCGCAGCGGAAGAACCGGGUCCGGAGCAUUUUUGUGGGAGAAGUAAGUGCUGAACCGCCCAAGCGUAAACAUACUAGGAGGGAGCCAAUCGUCUUUACUGACCGGGAUCUCCCUCCUACCGGUGAAGAUCACAAUGAUCCAUUGGUCAUCACCAUGGACAUUAAUGGGGUAGAUGUCGCCCGGGUACUUGUUGACACCGGUAGCAGUGUCAACAUCUUAUACCUGGAGACCUUCCAAAAACUCAGGUUGUGUCGAACACAACUUGAACCCCUCAAAACCCCUCUCUCAGGCUUCACGGGGGACACCGUUGAAGCUGAAGGAUCCAUAGUUCUACCGGUCGAACUAGGACCAGGUGAAAAGACCGUGUGGAAGAAGAUGCGGUUCAUAGUUGUGGACAUCAAAUGCGUCCACAACGCAAUUCUAGGAAGGCUAGGCAUCAAUAAAGUCGGGGCGGUGAUUUCCAUGCCUCAUCUAUGCAUGAAGUUCCACACUCCAGGUGGUGUGGGUGAGGUGAAGGGCGACCAGAGGAACGCCCGGGAAUGCUAUGCCCGGGCAGUCAAGAAAAUGACCAGGGGGGUCAAUGUCAUCUCCCAAGAGAUCACAAAGGGAGAGACCCGGGAGAAACUUGAGCCCGAGGCUGAGACGGUGGAAAUCGAACUUCACCCGGGUGAUUCUUCGAGGAUGGUCAGAAUUGGAGCAAAUCUCCCCGAGGAUCUCAAGGAGCAGAUUACACGGGUCCUCCAGGAAUACGCGGGCAUAUUCGCAUAGAGCGUGGCGGAUAUGCCCGGGAUAGAUCGCUCCGUUAUCUGCCACCGGUUGGCCGUGAGAGAGGGAAGUCGACCGGUACGCCAAAAGAAGCGGUACCUGGCCAGUGACCGGCGAGACUUCGUCAAGAAGGAAGUGAAAGACCUCCUCAGUGUUGGUCACAUCCGGGAAGUCAAGUACCCGGAUUGGCUGGCCAACGUUGUCCUUGCUCCCAAGGGCGACACGUGGAGAAUGUGUGUGGAUUAUACGGACUUGAACAAGG
Messenger RNA from Cuscuta campestris, 1255 nucleotides. Lineage: Eukaryota; Viridiplantae; Streptophyta; Magnoliopsida; Solanales; Convolvulaceae. The record is from the annotation of a GenBank genome assembly.